AUCAGGCCGAAUUACCAAAUCGAUCCCGAGUCAAUCCCCAAGAUAAACCCGGCCAGCCAUCCUACUACAAUAGACUCAGCGAACAACCCCCCGCACAAUAUGGCGCAAUCUACAGCUCAAGGGACAGCAGCCCUUACGCAAUUCCCUUCGAAGCCUAGAGUUUUUAUCUUGACAGAUAUUACCAACGAGCCCGAUGACGCCGAAUCUUUUUGCCGUUAUCUUACCUAUUCCAAUCAGUUCCGCACAGAAGGUGUUGUCGCCGUUACAUCCACAUGGCUCAAAAACAAGGUUGCGCCGCAAAAUCUCCAUGACAUCGUUGAUGCCUACGAGAAGGUCGUCGAUAACCUCAAUGCCCAUACCCAUUCCGGUUCUCUAUAUCCCUCUGCCCAGAGCGUGAGGGACCUCAUUAAGUCUGGUCCUCCUGUGUACGGCAUGGAAGCUGUCGGCGACGAUAUUCCUCUCAGCGAAGGUGGUGAACUGCUCCUCGAGCGACUUACAUCUUCUGACACCGAUCCCCUCUGGGUUCUGGUAUGGGGUGGUGUGAAUGUGCUUGCGCAAGUCCUCCACAAGAUCCGCGACCGCCCAGACGCUGCCGCACUGCGUCAGAAAUUGCGAGUCUACACAAUUUCCGACCAGGACGACUGCGGUGCUUGGAUUCGCCAGCAGUGGCCCGAAAUCUUUUACAUCUGUUCCGUUCAUGGCUGGAACCAAUACCAGUGCGCCGCAUGGACCGGAAUCUCCGCCCCUUGCUCCGGUGACCAAGGAGGGCCCGACGGCUCCAAGGUGACACAUGAAUGGGUCAAGGAAAACGUCCAAAUCGGCCCGUUGGGAGCGGCCUACCCAAACUUCGAGUUCAUAAUCGAGGGAGAUACACCCACAUUUCUUUAUCUGAUCCAAAACGGCCUUGGUGUUCCCGAGGAGCCAAUUUACGGUUCUUGGGGAGGGCGCUAUAUUCCGGCCAAUGUCAGCUCAAAGGGCCUUCCUGCAAGAGGUCAUUUUGCCGAUGCUAUUGACACCGUUAUUGGUAUUGAUGGCAAGCCGCACAGAUCGAACCAGGCCACCAUCUGGCGCUGGAGAAACACUUUCCAGGAUGACUUUGCGGCACGCAUGCAAUGGACCUUGACAUCCGAUUUUAGCAAAGUCAAUCACCACCCAGUUCUUUCAGUCAACGGCGACCUUGGUUUGACACCGAUUCAUGUCGACGCCGACGCAGGAGGUGUUGUUUCAUUCGAUGCAUCCGAGAGCUAUGACCCUGAUGGUGACAAACUUAGCUACAAGUGGUACCAGUACCGCGAGCCUAGUUCGCUGCAGACGUAUCACGGCCUAGAGGUCUCUGAUCUUGAAAUUAAACCACUGAAUGAGGAGAAAAGCAAGGUCGAAGUUGUUAUUGCUCCGGCAGAAAAGUCGUGUUUGGUGUUUAGGGAAAAGAUUCCGCUUGAAAGGGGUCUUCCCCUCCACUUGAUUCUUGAGGUUCAAGACAGCGGCUCGCCUCCUUUGACGAGCUAUCGUAGAAUUGUUAUUCAGCCAAUCGACCGAAACUUCAGCUCUAGAAAACAAAGCUAA
Messenger RNA from Colletotrichum truncatum, 1563 nucleotides. RefSeq names its product cellulose-binding protein. NCBI's taxonomy places the organism in Eukaryota, Fungi, Ascomycota, Sordariomycetes, Glomerellales, Glomerellaceae. Gene Ontology annotation, molecular function: hydrolase activity, hydrolyzing N-glycosyl compounds. The record is from RefSeq and is a predicted model, not a curated record.